ACUGGAAAAAUGAAGAACUGCUGGAAAAUUCCAGUUUUCUUCUUUGUAUGCAGUUUCCUGGUACCCUGGGCAUCUGUGGCUGUCAAGCGUCGCCCAAGGUUCCCUGUCAAUUCGAAUUCUAAUGGUGGAAAUGAACUCUGUCCAAAGAUCAGGAUUGGCCAAGAUGACUUACCAGGGUUUGACCUGAUUUCUCAGUUCCAGAUAGAUAAAGCAGCAUCUCGAAGAGCCAUCCAGAGAAUAGUUGGAUCCACUGCAUUACAAGUGGCUUACAAGUUGGGAAAUAAUGCAGACUUCAGGAUUCCAACCAGGUAUUUAUAUCCCAAUGGACUGCCUGAAGAAUACUCCUUUUUGACUACUUUUCGGAUGACUGGAAGCACACUUGAAAAGAACUGGAGCAUUUGGCAGAUUCAGGAUGCCUCAGGGAAGGAGCAAGUUGGCGUGAAGAUUAAUGGCCAAACAAAAUCUGUUGCAUUUUCAUAUAAGGGACUGGAUGGAAGUUUCCAAACAGCAGCCUUUUCGAAUUUGCCUUCCUUGUUUGAUUCCCAGUGGCAUAAGGUUAUGAUUGGUGUGGAAAGGAGCAGUGCUACUCUUUUUGUUGACUGCAACAGGAUUGAAUCCUUGCCUAUAAAGCCAAGAGGCCAAAUUGAUGUUGAUGGCUUUGCUGUGCUUGGAAAACUUGCAGAUAAUCCUCAAGUUUCUGUUCCAUUUGAACUUCAAUGGAUGCUGAUCCAUUGCGACCCCCUGCGACCCAGUAGAGAAACUUGCCAUGAGCUGCCAGCCAGGAUAAGGCCCAGCCAGACCACCGAUGAGAGAGGUCCGCCGGGCGAGCAGGGUCCUCCCGGGCCACCAGGGCCUCCCGGAGUUCCCGGCAUCGACGGCAUCGACGGUGACCGAGGUCCAAAGGGUCCCCCAGGCCCCCCGGGUCCUGCUGGAGAACCGGGACAGCCAGGAGCUCCGGGGAAGCCCGGCACGCCGGGCGCCGACGGAUUAACAGGACCUGAUGGAUCUCCUGGUUCUGUUGGACCAAGGGGACAAAAAGGAGAACCUGGUGUGCCUGGAUCUCGUGGAUUUCCAGGCCGUGGUAUUCCUGGACCGCCUGGUCCUCCUGGGACAGCAGGACUCCCUGGAGAACUUGGCCGAGUAGGACCUAUUGGUGACCCUGGGAAAAGAGGACCACCUGGCCCCCCUGGCCCCCCAGGACCCAGUGGAACAAUUGGCUUUCAUGAAGGAGAUCCACUGUGUCCCAAUUCCUGUCCACCAGGUCGCUCAGGAUAUCCAGGCAUACCAGGCAUGAGGGGUCACAAAGGGGCUAAAGGAGAAAUUGGUGAACCAGGAAGACAAGGACACAAGGGUGAAGAAGGUGACCAGGGAGAACUGGGAGAAGUUGGAGCUCAAGGACCUCCAGGAGCUCAAGGUUUGAGAGGCAUCACCGGCAUAGUUGGGGACAAAGGGGAAAAAGGUGCUCGGGGCUUAGAUGGAGAUCCUGGACCUCAGGGUCUUCCUGGUGCGCCUGGUGAUCAAGGACAGCGAGGACCUCCAGGAGAAGUGGGUCCCAAGGGAGACAGAGGGGCUCAAGGUCCUAGAGGAAUUCCUGGCCCCCCUGGGCCCAAAGGAGACACGGGCUUGCCAGGUGUGGAUGGCCGUGAUGGGAUACCUGGAAUGCCCGGAGCAAAGGGUGAACCAGGGAAAACUGGGCCUCCUGGUGAUGCAGGAUUGCAAGGGUUACCGGGUGUACCUGGACUUCCUGGUGCAAAGGGUGUUGCUGGUGAAAAGGGUAACACAGGUGCUCCAGGGAAGCCUGGCCAGUUGGGAAAUUCAGGCAAACCGGGCCAGCAGGGGCCGCCAGGAGAAGUGGGACCCCGAGGACCCCGGGGGCUUCCUGGCAGUAGAGGAGAAACAGGACCAGUGGGAUCCCCAGGCCUACCAGGUAAACGGGGUUCUUUUGGUAGCCCUGGCCUCCCUGGCUUGCCUGGGCCUCCUGGACUUCCUGGAAUGAAAGGUGACAGGGGUGUAGCUGGCGAACCUGGUCUAAAGGGUGAACAGGGUGCCUCUGGUGAAGAAGGUGAAGCAGGAAGAAGGGGUGAAUUUGGAGAUAUAGGAUUACCCGGCCCAAAGGGAUCUGUGGGUAACCCUGGGGAUCCUGGCUUGAGAGGGCCUGAAGGAAGUCAAGGGCUUCCUGGAGAGGAAGGACCAAGAGGACCACCUGGACCCCGAGGUGUGCAGGGAGAUCAGGGUGCCACCGGCCUGCCUGGUGCCCAGGGCCCUCCGGGUAGAGCACCGACGGACCAGCACAUUAAGCAGGUUUGCAUGAGAGUCAUACAAGAGCAUUUUGCUGAGAUGGCUGCUAGUCUCAAGCGUCCGGACUCUGGUGCAUCCGGCCUUCCUGGGAGUCCUGGCCCCCCUGGUCCUCCUGGUCCUCCUGGAGAGAAUGGUUUUCCAGGUCAGAUGGGAAUUCGUGGACUCCCAGGCAUUAAAGGCCCCCCUGGUGCUCUUGGUUUGAAGGGACCUAAAGGUGACUUGGGAGAAAAGGGGGAACGUGGCCCUCCAGGAAGAGGUCCCAAAGGCUUGCCUGGAGCUACAGGUCUCCCAGGUGACCCAGGCCCUGCCAGCUAUGGGAGAAAUGGCCGGGAUGGUGAGCAAGGCCCCCCAGGGGUGGCAGGAAUUCCUGGUGUGCCUGGCCCACCUGGCCCUCCUGGUCCUCCAGGUUUCUGUGAGCCAGCCUCCUGUACCAUGCAGGCUGGUCAGCGAGCAUUUAGCAAAGGGCCUGAUCAGUCAAAGGCUUAG
This is a messenger RNA of Cynocephalus volans (Philippine flying lemur), 2784 nucleotides long. It is a transcript of the gene COL9A1, whose product is annotated as collagen type IX alpha 1 chain. Gene Ontology annotation, biological process: extracellular matrix organization. The transcript has 38 exons. Lineage: Eukaryota; Metazoa; Chordata; Mammalia; Dermoptera; Cynocephalidae. The record is from RefSeq and is a predicted model, not a curated record. Gene Ontology annotation, molecular function: extracellular matrix structural constituent conferring tensile strength. The coding region runs from base 10 to 2784 and encodes 924 amino acids. Gene Ontology annotation, cellular component: collagen type IX trimer.